Durusdinium trenchii is the source of this 1869-nucleotide messenger RNA. The record is from the annotation of a GenBank genome assembly. NCBI's taxonomy places the organism in Eukaryota, Dinophyceae, Suessiales, Symbiodiniaceae.
CCUUGAAUCGCCACACCUCCACGCCCGGGUGCGUUCUCGGGCUCUCCGCCCAUGGAGCCGGGCUGCUUCGGCUUCCGCUCGCGCCGCGCCCCGGUCUAUGGAGCUCGGGGCAUGGUCGCCACGAGCCAACCCUUGGCCAGCGAGGCCGGCUUGCGGCUGCUGCAGCAGGGAGGCAGCGCAGCGGAUGCCUGCGUGGCUGCGGCCGCGGCGCUGAAUGCCACCGAGCCAUGCAACACGGGGCUCGGAGGCGACGCAUUUGCCCUGUUCUUUGAAGCCAAGACAAAGAAGGUCCACUGCUUGCAGGGCUGCGGCCGGUCGCCAGCAGCCUUGACACUGGAAGGAGCCCUCGCACAUCCGGAUGUCUCAGGCACCAGCUUGCACCCCAUGAGCGCCUUGUGCGUCACCGUGCCGGGCACCGCCAGUGCCUGGGAAGCGGCCGUGGCGCAGUGGGGAACGAAGAGCUUGAGGGAGGUACUUCAGCCAGCCAUCGAGCUGGCCGAGGGCGGCUUCCCUGUCUCGCAGGGUGCAGCGCAGAUCUGGCAGCAGAGUGAGGAGCUGCUGGCACAGGCGGCCCGUGGGCGCCCUACACCGUACCUGCCGGGCGGGCGAGCGCCCAAGGCGGGCGAGAUCUUCAGAAAUCCAGACCUGGCGCAGACGAUGCGCUUGCUGGGUGAGAAGGGCGCCAAGGAGGGCUUCUACACAGGCGCCGUGGCUGAGGAGAUUGUGAAAGCUUUGGCCGCCAGAGGUGGUGUGAUGAGUGCCAAGGACCUCGCAGAGCACAGCUGCAGCUUUGUCGAGCCCAUCAGCAGCUGCUAUCGUGGCCGCUUCCGGCUCUACGAGUGCCCGCCACCCACACAGGGCGUGACGGCUCUUAUGGCCUUGAACUUGCUGGAGCAGCUCCCUGCUCCGCCACGCCUGAGCUCGGAAGCGAUCCACGCGCAAGCGGAGGCCCUGCGCUUUGCCUUCGCUGACGCCUUGCAGUUCUGCGCCGACCCAGCGGGACGCUCCGUGAGCGGAGAGUUGUUGGACAAGGAGCGGGCCGCCAAGCGUUGGAAGCAGAUGUUCGACCCCAAUGCGCGUGCUGCUGCGGUGGCCCCCGAUGGCGAGGGCGUCCGGAUGGGCCCAGAUACUGUGUAUUUGGCGGCAGUGGACCAGUGGGGGAACGCUUGCUCCUUCAUCAAUUCCAACUACAUGGGUUUUGGCACAGGCAUCGUGCCUGAUGGCUGUGGCUUCUCCCUGCAGAAUCGUGGGCACAACUUCAUCCUGCAGAAAUCGCACCCCAACUGCCUUGGGCCAAGCAAGUUUUGCUACCAUACGAUCAUCCCAGGCAUGGUGACCCGUGAGGAGACGAAGGACUUGUUCUGCACUUUGGGCGUCAUGGGCGGCUUCAUGCAACCUCAGGGGCACCUUCAGGUCUUGUGCGCCAUGGCGGACUACGGCUUGGAUCCACAGGCGGCCUUGGACCAGCCACGCUUCUGUCUGCAAGGUGUGGACAGUGCGCUGGGUGCUGCAAGUGCCGGCGCGGCCCAGCUGCUGCUGGAGGAAGGGAUGCCCGAAGAGACGCAGGCGCAGCUGCGGUCGAUGGGGCACGACGUUCACUUGGUCACCGGGUGGCAGCGCUUGGUCUUCGGCCGAGGGCAAGUGAUUUGCCGUGACCCUGAGAGCGGGGUCUUGUGUGGCGGUACCGAACCGCGGGCGGAUGGCGCAGUGGCGGCAUGGUAAGGCGCCCCCGCAGCGCCUUGGCGCCGCUGCGCAGAGACCCAUUGGCCGUGCAGAGACCCAUUUGGGCGAAGAAGAAAAGGAGGACUCUUUGACUCGGAGCCAGGUCCGUCUCAGAAACUCGUGGCACAUGGUGGGUUUUCACCGCAC